AUGGUGCCUAUGUUUAUCAGAGCUACACAGUUGAGCCCUGCUGUUAUUGAUAAGAUGGAUGUGCUUUCCCAGAAGAUCAUACCCAAAAUCGAUGGAAUUCGUUGUGUUAAGGAGAUUGCCACUGAGGUGGAGAUCGACGCGGAUUUGGUGAUGCGUUGUGUCAGGAAUUUACAUUUUUACGAAUGUGUCAGCUUGGUUCCACUAUUCUUGUACUCGAAUACGUAUGUUGCAACGGGAAAAGCUCAUGAGUUCUACAAUAAUCCAUCGGAAAUUCAG
Molecule: messenger RNA, 276 nt
Organism: Ostertagia ostertagi
Lineage: Eukaryota; Metazoa; Nematoda; Chromadorea; Rhabditida; Trichostrongylidae
Source: the annotation of a GenBank genome assembly